AUGGGCGCCAGCACCAAGAGAAAGAAGGAGAAACAGAAGGACUUCCAGAAACCAAAGUUGAAGGUCGGCAAGGCAAAGGCCAAGCCUGACAAUUUUACAGAUACAAGUUUCAAGUCGAAAGCAAUAACCCUGAACCAACAAUCUCUAACCCUAACCGCCCCAUCCGCAAACACCCAGUUCAGCCACCACCUAUCUCUGCUCUCCUCAAAAUCAGACUCUCAGCGCCGCGACUCCCUUGCACACCUAACAACGACUCUCACCAGCCAACCUACCCACCUCCCACCCCCGCAACCAGUAAGUGUGAUCCUACCGUCUCUCCUUCCCCUCAUCCUAGACUCCAAUGCCUCAGUCCGCGCAAAUCUGCUUAAGCUCCUCCGUGCACUCCCGCAACAUGACGUAAAAGACCAUGUGGGAACACUCAUGCCGUAUAUAAGAGCCGGUAUGACGCACUUGGCGGCUGAGGUGAGGGUCUCUAGCGUUGAGGUUUUGGGCUGGCUCGUCUCUAUUGCGGGGGAUGAAGUCGUCGGCGUUGCGGGGGGGUGGGUGAAGACGUUGAAUUGUUUCUUGAGCGUGCUGGGGUGGCAUGUUGCUGCGAAGAGCAAGUGGACCUCGCUGGCGACCUCAACUUCAACAUCCGCGUCAGGUUCUGGCAAUGGUACAGGAUCAAGCACAAGCGGAAAAGCAAGUUACGGCAAAGCCGGCGCAAAGGGUCGGCCGCAGGUCCGUUUCCUAACAAUCCUAGCGGACUUUCUUGAUGCUGGUAUCGGGUCUUCCGGUUCCCAAUCCAUGGACACAACCGCCGACUCUGCUUCCGAGUCUGAAAACCAAUACUGCACUUUUCCCAUAACGACAUUCGCCUCACACCUGAUACCCAGCAACUUCGCAUCGCCGUAUCUAACGCUGAAUCUGUUCGGGACACCGCGCGAUGAGGAAGGCGAGAUGUACGAGACGCGCGAAGACCGGUGGCGCGUGUUUGUGGCGCGCGGGUUUCUGGGCGCUGUGGAACGCGGUCUUGAGACGGCUAGGGGAGAGGGAGGAGAGGUUGGACGGGUUAGUGCGCUUGCUGCGAAGGUGCUUAGAAAUGCGAGGGACGACUUGGAGGGGGAUGGUUUUGGGGAUGAGUUAUAG
Aspergillus nidulans FGSC A4 is the source of this 1128-nucleotide messenger RNA. RefSeq names its product protein ipi1. The transcript is spliced from 3 exons. The record is from RefSeq and is a predicted model, not a curated record. NCBI's taxonomy places the organism in Eukaryota, Fungi, Ascomycota, Eurotiomycetes, Eurotiales, Aspergillaceae. Bases 1 to 1128 code for a protein of 375 amino acids. Gene Ontology annotation, cellular component: nucleus.